Messenger RNA from Aspergillus alliaceus, 1170 nucleotides. RefSeq lists its product as uncharacterized. Lineage: Eukaryota; Fungi; Ascomycota; Eurotiomycetes; Eurotiales; Aspergillaceae. Bases 1 to 1170 code for a protein of 389 amino acids. The transcript has 2 exons. The record is from RefSeq and is a predicted model, not a curated record.
AUGAAACAAGUCAAAAUUCUCCUGGCUAUGGUGCUGGGCUUCAUUGAACGCAUUAUUCAAUAUGUAAUUGGUGUCGACGACAAAAAAUUAUACGCAUUGGACCAUGCCAUUCUCAGCAUGGAAGUGCCUCCCAGAAGCAUGUGGAUGAAUUUGGGUUAUUGGAAGGAUACAAGCUCUUUCAGUAAAGCCUGUGAAUCACUCCUAGAUCAAGUUCUGAUCACAGCAAAGCUUCUCAAUGAAGAUGGGACGCCCGUUAGAUCACAACAUCAGGAGCAGGAUUCCAUAAAGCUGAUUGAUGCUGGCAUCGGUUGCGGUGACCAGUCUUUAUACCUAACGAGGAGACUCUCUAGAGGCUGUACUGACUCCGUCACUGCCCCCUCUUCGAACGGGGUAAAGACAGCUAUUGAUAACAGUAGUAGUGUCUAUAGCAGCGAGACUAGAAAGAGAAGAGGGUUGAGCUUUCACGAAAGCCGACCUUUAUUUGACUCGUACGUGGGAAUUACUAUUGUACAAUCCCAGGCAGAGCUUGCUCAAGAGCGCCUCCUAGAGGAUACUACGGAAUCCUCUACGAAGCCCCCAGGAUGGACGCCUGAUGUGAAGAUUUUUGCCGCCGACGCGGCAGACCCUUCGUCAUGGGGGAAUGAACUUCAGCAAAUUACCUUAGGCAACUCUAGUCUUGAUGGAACCACAAGUGAGGACACUGAUACUGACAAGGGGAGUGGGAAGACACAAAGGUGGCUGUUAGCCCUUGACGCAAUGUAUCAUUUUAAACCGUCUCGAGACCCGUUGCUGAAAUACGCACGCCGAGACAUGCAGGCUUCGAUCAUGGCAUUUGACCUUCUUAUAUCCGAAUCGGCAUCAUUCUGGGAAAAGCUGAUUCUACGAUCGAUGUGUCUUAUAUCAGGGAUGCCCUAUUCGAAUUUCCUUACGAAGGAGGACUAUGAGGAUAUGUUGGUCCAGGCCGGGUAUGAGCGAGAUAUGAUUGAGAUGAGAGACAUCUCAGAGCACGUCUUCACGGGUAUAGCAAGUUACAUAAGGAAGCAAGAUGCCGAACUGAGGAGAUAUGGGAUGACUGUGGGCAAGUUCAAGGGAGCUGCGAAAGCUUUCAAUUGGUGGGCUAGGACUGGGGUGGUGAGGGGGUUCGUGGUGGUCGCACGCAUGCCGGAGUAG